Molecule: messenger RNA, 990 nt
Organism: Seminavis robusta
Lineage: Eukaryota; Bacillariophyta; Bacillariophyceae; Naviculales; Naviculaceae
Source: the annotation of a GenBank genome assembly
AUGACAUGUGCGCGAGCCGCCCGUGGUGGUCACUUUGAAUGCCUAAAAUAUGCCCAUGAUAAAGGCUGUCCAUGGGACCAACGAACUUGUCAAAAUGCUGCAAAACGUGGGAACAUUGAAAUCCUUAGGUAUGCUCACGAGAAGGGUUGUCCAUGGGAUCGACAAACGUGCUUGAAUGCUGGCGGUGGUGGGCAUUUGAAUGUCCUAAAAUAUGCUCACGAGAAUGGUUGUCCAUGGGAUGAACAAACGUGCUCUGAUGCUGCUGGUAGUGGGCAUUUGGAUGUCCUAAAAUAUGCUCAUGAGAAUGGUUGUCCAUGGGAUGAACAAACGUGCUGUGAUGCUGCUGGCGGUGGGCAUUUGGAUGUCCUAAAAUAUACUCAUGAAAAUGGAUGCCCAUGGGAUGAACACACAUGCCACUAUGCUGCUAAUUUUGGUCACCUGGAUGUGCUCAAGUAUGCCCAUGAAAAUGGAUGCCCUUGGGAUGAAUGGACGUGCACCAGAGCUGCAAGGAGUAGUCUCAAAAUUCUUGUGUAUGCUCGUGACAAUGGCUGCCCUUGGGAUGAAGAGACGUGUUCUUAUGCUGCUUGUUAUGGGCAUUUGGAUGUCCUAAAAUAUGCUCGUGAGAAUGGUUGUCCAUGGGAUGAAGAAACAUGUUCUGAUGCUGCUUUUGACGGGCAGUUGGAUGCCCUAAAAUAUGCUCAUGAGAAUGGUUGUCCAUGGGGUGAACUCACAUGUUCUUAUGCUGCUCGUGGUGGGCAUUUGGAUAUCCUGAAAUAUGCCCAUGAAAAUGGCUGUCCUUGGAAUGUGGACACUUGCAGCAAAGCUGCUGAACAGGGUCACCUGGAUUGUCUUCAGUAUGCCCAUGAAAAUGGAUGCCCCUGGGACCGCUCAACAUGGAAAUCUGCCAAGAAAAGCCAAAUUCCCAAAAUAAUAAAAUAUCUCGGCGACAAUGGAUUCCCUGCAGGGGGUGGUUACGACGACAGGCAUUAG